Molecule: messenger RNA, 771 nt
Organism: Trichoderma citrinoviride
Lineage: Eukaryota; Fungi; Ascomycota; Sordariomycetes; Hypocreales; Hypocreaceae
Product: translation initiation factor eIF4e
Exons: 3
Coding region: 1-771 (256 amino acids)
Biological process (GO): translational initiation
Cellular component (GO): eukaryotic translation initiation factor 4F complex
Molecular function (GO): translation initiation factor activity; RNA 7-methylguanosine cap binding
Source: RefSeq, a predicted model, not a curated record
AUGGCCACGAGACCGCAGCUCUUUACCCGCGGCCUCUCGGGCCUCUCGCAGAGCUCCAGCGCCGGCGACAUCAGCUCGCCCGCCGAGCAGCGCGACGACGCCAAGCGCAACCUCUUCAAGACGAUGCGCCCUCUUCCCACGCAGCACUACUGGGACGUCUACUUUGACCGCGGCAGCGGCAGCGGCCAGGAAUACACGGCCCAGCUCGAAAAGAUUGGCGCCCCGAUCGAGUCCGUCCAGGACUUUUGGCGCUACAACAACAACACCCCCGUCGAGAACAUCAAGAUGCGCGAGUCCCUCUACCUCUUCAAGUCCGGCUUCCGCCCCGUCUGGGAGGACCGCCGCAACAUCAACGGCGGCAGCUGGACCUUUCGCGUCCCAAAGGCCAUCGGCCCGGACUUUUGGACGCGCAUCCAGCUGCUGGCCAUUGGCGAGAAGCUGCAGAGCGUCAUUGACGAGGCCGAUCAAAUCUGCGGCGUCGGCCUCUCGGUCCGCUUCAACUCGCACCUCAUCACCGUCUGGCACCGCGACUCGUCCAAGCAAAACUCCAUCGACGCCAUCAUCAAGUGCAUCCUCGAGGAGCUGCCGCCCGAGCUGCAGCCCAAGCAGGACAAUUACUUUUACAAGAAGCACAGCGACCACGCCGGCUUCAAGGCGCCGCCCGAGCUGCAGGCCGUGCUCGACUCCCAGAAGCGCAAUGCCGCCGCCGCCGCCGCUUCUGCUGCUUCUGCUGAUGCGCCGGCAGUGACUGUUGAGCCGCCUGCUCAGUGA